CAGGGAGUGGUAUUGGCGAAAAUUCCUUUGGAAAUUUUCGCCCCCAAUCACUAGAAAAUUAACCGAGUUUCAUUGAGUGAGGUUGAAUAUUCUAAAGUCCUUGUUAUGAUCCUCAACAUAAACUCUACAAUCAACAAUGGGUGGCCUAUGCAGUCGACUUGAUCCACAGGUUAGUCAAAAUACCUUCUUCUUAACACUAUGCCACUUAACUAACAUCUACAAUAGCAGGUAGAGAUCUAUCAACGGAGUAUUUCAGAUUUUAUUUGUAUAAUAAAAGAAAAAGAUGCGGUAAGUAACUGGUGUUGUCAGGGGCAAUCGCAAACUGAUGGCUGUUGUUGAGUAGCCAUUAGCACAAUUGAUCGAAGGGCUAGCUCAACAAGACAACAUAGAAGUAUCUGGACCGAAAUUGAAAAAGAUAUUACGACAUGUUGGCCAGACCAAAGUUCACCCAGCUGGUUCAGCACCGUCUCCUGCGCAGCGGAACAAGAAGGUCUCUAUUUUUGUGGCCAGUUUCCAAGAAUAGCAGUCGUAUAUUCAGAAUUUCAUUGAGAAGAGAUCUUAGGAUUGGUGUAGAGAUUACUCCUCCUUUUGGAGGUAUAGUCAUUGCUUAAAAGGCUUAACACCGAUAAGUAUCCGCUAGCUCUCGAGAUGUAUUGAUAACUUCGAGGACGAAGAGUACGCGAACCAAAUACGACAACGUAUAUCUUUGGUUAUGUUGUCACAGAUUCAAAAGCGGAUUGAGAAUAGGAUUCGCGACUUGAUCAGACAGUCCCGAAAGAGACUACCAUCA
Messenger RNA from Sclerotinia trifoliorum, 790 nucleotides. The record is from the annotation of a GenBank genome assembly. NCBI's taxonomy places the organism in Eukaryota, Fungi, Ascomycota, Leotiomycetes, Helotiales, Sclerotiniaceae.